Messenger RNA from Rhincodon typus (whale shark), 636 nucleotides. Its product is annotated as gamma-crystallin S-1-like. Gene Ontology annotation, biological process: visual perception; lens development in camera-type eye. Bases 1 to 636 code for a protein of 211 amino acids. Lineage: Eukaryota; Metazoa; Chordata; Chondrichthyes; Orectolobiformes; Rhincodontidae. The record is from RefSeq and is a predicted model, not a curated record. The transcript is spliced from 4 exons. Gene Ontology annotation, molecular function: structural constituent of eye lens.
AUGGGCCUCAGUAUUGUGGCCAUUCACAAGAUCAACAAGAUAUCCAUUGCAGCAGGAAAGAGCAAGAUUACUUGCAUUGAUGAAUCAUUCAGUGAGCAAUCUAACUCUAAACUCAAAAUGGGAAAGAUAAUCUUUUACGAGGACAGGAACUUCCAGGGUCGGCACUAUGAGUGCAGCAGUGACUGUGCUGACCUGUCCCCUUACUUCAGCCGCUGUAACUCCACCCGUGUUGAGAGUGACUGGUGGGUGCUGUAUGAGAAACCCAAUUACAUGGGAUACCAGUAUGUUCUGACCAGGGGAGAUUAUCCUGACUACCAGCACUGGAUGGGAUUUAAAAACAACAUCUGGUCAUAUCGCACUUACCCAUACAUAAGCUAUUUACCAAGGAUUUAUGAGAGGCCUGACUUUGGAGGACAGAUGAUGGAAUUCAUGGAUGACUGUCCAUCUGUCUACGAUUAUUUCCAUUACCGUGACAUCCACUCCUGCCAUGUGAUCGAUGGUUACUGGAUCUUCUAUGAACAUCCCAACUACAGAAGGCGACAGUACUUCAUGAGACCCGGUGAAUACAGGAGAUACACUGACUGGGGAGGCUACAGCUCAACUGUUGGAUCUUUCAAGCGAAUGAGGGAUUUUUAA